Molecule: messenger RNA, 705 nt
Organism: Diachasma alloeum
Lineage: Eukaryota; Metazoa; Arthropoda; Insecta; Hymenoptera; Braconidae
Exons: 1
Coding region: 1-705 (234 amino acids)
Source: RefSeq, a predicted model, not a curated record
AUGGCGAACAUACCGCCAUUCACUUGCGAAUCAACGAUUCCUCAUCAACUACGUGAACUUCAACUGGUAGAUCCUCACUUUUUAAAACCUGGGGUCAUCGACAUCAUCAUCGGAGCUGACGUCUACGGGAGAAUCAUCAGAGAGAGAAUCAUCGGGUUCAAGGAGACGAAUCUGAUAGCCCAGCAAACCAUCUUCGGCUGGACUAUUUCGGGGCCAGUCUGCGGCACUGACUGUGCUCCGAAUUCAUCAUUGAAAGUAACAAAACAGACGGCAAACCAACAACUCUUGGAACUCCUGAAAAAAAUUUGGACUCAUGAGGAACUACCGGAUACAUCAUCAUCAUCAGUCUUGACGAAGGCUGAAGCGGAGUGUGAACAACACUUUAUCGAGACUCAUCGACGAGAUUCGACGGGACGCUACAUUGUGCGUCUCCCGUUUAAAUCAUCGCCAGCCGCCUUGGAGGAUACAGCAUCAGCGGCCAAGGGACAGUUGCAGAAGCUCAUCCGGCGACUGUCAUCGGAUCCGGACACUCAUUCACGCUACAAGAAAUUUAUCGAGGAGUAUGAGUCCUUGGACCACAUGCAACAAGUAUCAUCGACGUCUGAGCCGGAACGGGCAUAUUAUUUGCCUCAUCACGCAGUGCUUAAACCAGACAGCACAACCAUAAAAUUGAGAGUGGUGUUCGACGCCUCGCAUCGAAGCUGA